AUGUGUCUUCAUCUCGAUGGCCUGAAACUUUGGCAGAUUGUCGAAGCCAAGAAUGCACCAAGAAAGAAGGAUCGUCAAGUGAUGCCGAUCAUGUUCAGCACGAUUUUAGAUGAGAUCAUGUGGGAACUUGAUGUGGAGAAGACAGCCAAGCAAACUUGGGAUUUCUUGAAGACCAAGAAUGGUGGCAAGUCUCCUCUCUGCAAGGCAAGAAUUCAAUCACUAAAAAGAGAUUUUUAGUUUCUUUCCAUAAAAUGGACUAGGAUAAAUUAGUCUUGGAGUAUUUCAGCAAGCUCUCCAAAGUGGUGGUUGAAAUGAGCUUAAGAGAAAAAAUCCGAACGCUGAGAUUGCCUCCAAGCUUCUUAGAUCUGUCUCAAGUAAGUUUGAUGCCAUAACCUCUUCGAUUGAGCAAUUUCAAGUUUUUGAUUCACUUACCCUAGAUGAGGUGAUUGGAUCUUUAAAGAUUAAUGAGGAUAAGUUGAAGGAUCGAUCAGCUAAGACAGAAGAAAAUGCUCUCUUAACUAAAGCUUUUGGAAAGUCCGAAAAGAAAGAAGAUGACAACUCAAGAGGAAGAGGCAAAGGUAGAGGAAGAGGCACAAGUUGCAGUAGAGGUCGAGGAAGAAGUAAUCAUCAUAAUGAAAAUAGUGAUGAAGAGGAUGAAAAGCCUAGAGAUAAGUCGAAAGUUAUAUUUUACAAAUGUAAGAACCUCGGGCAUUAUGUGAAUUAAUGUUAUUAGUCCAAGAAAUAUCAGCCGAAGAAAGACAAGUCUGAGAAGGUAAAUAUAGUAGAGGAGGAUGA
Spirodela intermedia is the source of this 795-nucleotide messenger RNA. Lineage: Eukaryota; Viridiplantae; Streptophyta; Magnoliopsida; Alismatales; Araceae. The record is from the annotation of a GenBank genome assembly.